UGCAUAUUGAGAAUGUCUCCAUUACCCAGAUUGACAGAAUUUGUGACUGACAUAAGAACACAAAAAAAAAUAAUCAUGCUUAUGCUUUUUAUGGUUUUUGGAUUUAUACCCGGGCAUUCAUCUGCAGUUUUGGGAACCCUCGAUCUGCAGCUUGAUGAGGAACAGCCGGCUGGAACAAUAGUGGGAGAUAUUAGUACGGGUUUACCUCCUGGAACCACUGCUACCUUAUUUUUCAUCUCUGAUGUUAGCGGAACAGGGGUUAGUAGUGACUUGAACAUCGAUGAAACCACUGGUAUUAUCAAGACAGCCAAGGUGCUUGACAGAGAAACGAGGGACCAUUAUAACUUUAUUGCUGUCACUAUGCAGGGAUUAACAGUGGAUGUGACAAUUUUGGUGAAUGACAUCAAUGAUCAUUCUCCUAUCUUCCCCAAGAGCAGAGUAAGUCUGAGAAUUCCUGAACAAACAACAGUUGGAACUAAGUUUCCUUUAGAUCCAGCAACCGAUGCAGACAAAGGUCAGUUUAGCGUCCAGGGAUACUUGAUAACUGAAGGAAACUUGGAUCAUGAUUUUCGUCUGGAGACAAAACAGGGAUCAAAGGAUGUCUUAUAUUUGUAUCUGGUAGUAAAUGGAGUUUUAGAUCGUGAGAAAAGAUCUUUCUAUUCAUUAGUUCUGGAGGCUUUUGAUGGUGGAACUCCAAAGAAAACUGGUCAAAUGAUCCUUGACAUUACAAUUCAAGACAUUAAUGACCAUGCUCCGAUCUUCAACCAGACUCGAUACCAUGCUUUAAUUUCUGAAAACAUGCAACCUGGCAGCUCCGUACUCCAAGUAUUUGCAACUGAUGCAGAUGAGGGUGAUAAUGGACUAGUCCUGUAUGAAAUCAACAGAAGACAGAGUGAUCCAGAAAGAUAUUUUUUAAUUGAUGCACAUACUGGUAUAAUUACAUUAAAUCAACCCCUGGACUAUGAAAUGAAGAAAGUCCAUGAACUUGUGGUCCAAGCUCAGGAUAACGCCAGUCAACCUGAAAUCACAAAUUCUUUUGUUACCAUUCAUGUACGUGAUUAUAAUGAUAACCAGCCCACAAUGACAAUUAUUUUCCUAAGUGAAGAUGGAUCUCCACAUAUUUCUGAGGGUGCCCAACCAGGCCAGUAUGUAGCGAGAAUAUCAGUAUCUGAUCCAGAUUAUGGAGAGUAUUCCAAUGUAAAUGUGUCUUUGGAAGGUGGGGAUGGUAAAUUUGGAUUAACCACAAAAGAUAAUAUUAUCUACCUCAUUUGUGUUGACAGCAUCUUAGAUCGGGAAGAAAGGGAUUCCUAUGAACUUAGAGUAACAGCUACUGAUUCUGGUACUCCUCCACUUAGAGCAGAGUCUUCUUUUAAACUUCAAGUGACUGAUAUUAAUGACAAUCCUCCACUUUUUGACCAAAAGGUCUACCAACAGGGUAUUGCAGAAAUGGUUUACCCAGGCAGCUUUGUUCUUCAAGUAACAGCACGAGACAAAGAUGAUGGUCCAAAUGGGCAAGUUCGCUACAGCAUUCUUAAAGACCAUGGAACACAUUCUGAUUGGUUUAAAAUUGAUCCAAAUACUGGAAUCAUUACCACAACAACAGAAAUCGAUUAUGAGACAGACCCAUGGCCCAGAAUCACUGUUAUUGCUACAGAUGGCGGUCAACCUGCACUUUCAUCUACAGCAAUAAUUAAUAUAAUUGUGCAAGAUAUAAAUGACAAUAAACCAUUUUUUGGAAGUGAAUCGUACAAUAUUUCUCUGGAUGAAGAUACAGCUGUUGGAUCCUGUUUCUUGAAGGUCACAGCAACAGAUGCAGACAGAGGUUCUUUUGGAAAAAUUUCUUAUUCUAUAGGAUCAGGAACAGGCAGUGUUAUACCUUCACAGUUCACCAUUAACAAGGAGACAGGUGAAAUUUGCACUGUUCUGCCUCUUGACAGGGACCAAGGGCAAGCAACUUAUGAGUUCACUGUUACUGCUAUGGAUGGGGGAGGCUUAAGUUCUGUGGCUCACGUGAAAGUUGUCUUGAUUGACAUGAAUGACAACAGACCAGUCUUCUACCCAAUCAGUUAUGCUGUAAGCCUGAGCACACAAAGUUCACCUGGCACUUCUGUGGUUAAAGUUAUAGCUCAUGAUCAGGAUGAAGGGGAGAAUGCAAAAGUGAUAUAUGACAUAGCUCCUGGUGGAAGUUCCCCAUAUUUCACACUAAACAAAGACACUGGUGUGAUUUCGCUGUCUCGCUCUCUGCAUGGAAAGGAAAAUUCAGUAAUUCACCUUGUUAUAACUGCACAGGAUGGAAGUGGACAAACAGCGCUAGUGAAUGCUCGGGUCAAUAUAAGCAUUGUUGAAGGUUCUGUCACACCUCCUGUGUUUGAACAAACACAUUAUUUCUUCACCAUCUAUGAGGAUGUUCUCCGAGGAACUCCAGUGGGUGCAAUACAAGCAAAAAAUGAGAAUGGUGAUUCUAAGGCAGUAUACUACACCAUCUCUUCAGGAGACCCGUAUGGAUUUUUCACAGUUGACCCUGAGACAGGAGUGUUGCGAACAAGCCUUUCCCUAGAUCAUGAGAUACAGCAAUUUGUAGAACUGGAAGUUCAAGCCUGGAGUGGUACUCCGCCAUCAUUUGGAAAAACCUCUGUUAAAAUUAUCAUUGCAGAUAGAAAUGACAAUGCACCUACUUUUCUUCCCUCAUCCUCAGAGUCCUUACUCUUGCCAGAGGAGACUGAAAUAGGAUCUUUGGUAUACCGUGUAAGGGCAGAGGACAAGGAUUCUAGUCUGAAUAGUCAAUUAAGUUUUGAAUUAACUUCCAGUGAAGGACUGAGAACAUUUAGCAUUGACCGGAGUUUGGGAGAAAUUCGCUUAAUUGGAAGCUUAAACUAUGAAACAAUACCUCACUAUGACCUCAGAAUUGUCGUUAAAGAUCAUGGAGUCCCUCAGCUUAGUUCAACAUUCACACUAGUAGUGUAUGUCCAAGAUGAAAAUGACCAAGGUCCUGUUUUUGACACAUUAACUUACCGUGUGGAAUUAAAGGAAGGCAUCCAACUCAAUACACGCUUUCUCCAGGUGAGAGCACUGAAUCGCGAAACCAGCAGUCUCUCAGGACCUUUGAGUACAGUAGUAUAUCAUCUUCGCACAGAUGGGGAUUCCACUGGAUUUGGCAUUGUUGCUGAUAGUGGCUGGCUAUUUGUUAAAAGUGUAUUAGAUCGAGAAACCAAGGACCUUUAUCUUCUCACAGUUCUGGCAAGUAGUGGAGCAGGACAUCUAAAGAAAACAGGCAGUGCUACUGUGCGUGUUUCAGUGACUGAUGAAAAUGACAAUGCACCCCGGCUGAGUCAGGAACGAGUGUUUUUGGCUUUAUCUGAAAAUAUGCCUCCAGGGACUGGAUUUGGCAGGGUGACUGCAAGUGAUCGGGAUGCAGGUUUCAAUAGUGUGCUCUCCUUUAGACUUAUGUAUUCUGAUCAGAAUUUCCAGAUCAACUCAGAAACAGGUGAAAUCAGUACUCGGAUAAUUUUGGAUCGUGAGCACCAGUCUAGUUAUCAACUAAUUGUAGUUGUGCAAGAUGGUGGCACACCCCCACGUAGCACUACUGGAACCAUUUUCAUUACUGUUUUAGAUGAAAAUGAUAAUGCUCCCUCAUUUGUACAUAUACCUCCUGGACAAGGAAUCAAAAUGCAGGUGUCAGAAGGUAUGCCUUUGGGAACAGUUUUGGGUGUCAUACAGGCAAAGGAUCCAGAUGAAGGAGAAAAUGGGACAAUCUAUUAUUCAUUAUCAGGUUUUAGAGCUGAGCGUUUUCUCCUGAACCCACAUACAGGAGAACUAAGUUUAAGUGUCCCAGUAAAUCACCCUGAAAAAGCAGAAUAUUUUUUUACUGUGACAGCUACAGAUCGUGGAAUACCUUCAAAGAGUACUUCAGCAACUUUGUGUGUUAAGGUUCUAAAUACCAGUAAGAAUGCUGCAAAUCCUGAUUUACCACUAAUAGCCUUGGGUUUAACCGAAGGUAUGAAACCAGGUUCAGUUGUGGGCUCUCUGGCUUCACAUGUUCAUGAGAGGAUGUCACACGAAGUUCAAGUGACUUACAUGGUUGUCGGUGGCACUGAUCAUCAAGGCACUUUUGCUGUGGAUAGACUGACUGGAGAUAUUUACCUAGCAAGAGAUUUAGAUUAUGAACUGUCAUCAAAAUAUACUCUCCAAAUUGAAGUUAAUGACAUGCUGAGUGCCCUUCCAACUAGUCAGACAUUUGUUGUGGACAUCAGUGUACAAGACAGCAAUGACCAUUCACCCCAAUUUCCUGAAGACCCAUUGACUAUUGUUAUUCCAGAAAAUUUGGAAGCAGGAUCAUCAGUUUAUACUCUGCAGGCUGUAGACAAAGAUGGGAGUGGCCCAAAUAGUGAAUUAUAUUACUCAAUUGUAUAUCAGUUGCCAGAAAAUAAUGAUCACCUGAAACUUGAUGCUGCAACUGGGGUUAUGACCUUGCCUAGGAGCAUAGAUCGAGAGAAUACUCCAUCACUACUUCUUGUAGUGCAGGCAAUGGAUAGAGCAUUGAACAUAAGCCAGCGACGUUCCAGCUCAGUGACAGUACGCAUCUUUGUAACAGAUGAAAAUGACAAUGCACCUACUUUCACUUCUCCAGCUGCUGUUAGCAUCAUGGAGGACCAGCCGGCUGGAUUUGUGGUAUUGUAUGUGAUGGCAAGGGACCCUGAUUUGGGAGAGAAUGGUCAGAUUUCAUAUAGGAUUAAAUCAGGGAAUGCAGGUGGGAAGUUCAGCCUCAAUCCAAGCACUGGAUCACUUUCUAUUCUGAAGGCUUUGGAUCGUGAAGAGCAGGGACUGUACAACUUAACACUUGUGGCUGAAGACCAUGGAUCUCCAAUUCUUUCGACAGAGCAACUUUUGUCUGUGCAUGUUAUUGAUGUUAACGAUGAAGUUCCACAAUUUGAAAAAACAGAGUUUGAGACUCAAAUAUUAGAAAACCAGAAGAUUGGAACAUCAGUUUUAACUCUGACAGCAGUAGACCGUGAUCAAGGUUCCAAUGGUGUGGUUACAUAUGGAGGCAUUUUAGAUGACAGCUUCUCAAUGGAUUCAGCAACUGGAGUCAUUAAAACAAUGAAAUCUCUAGACAGAGAGACAAAGGAUCUCUAUAUUUUCACAGCCUAUGCUGAAGAUGGUGGGUCUCCACCCAAUUUUGCCAAAGCAACAAUUAAAGUUAAGGUGUUGGAUGAAAAUGAUAAUGCUCCAGUUUUUGAGAAGGACUUAUACUAUUUAGAGGUGCCAGAAAACCAAGACCCAUCUGCUCUUUUGGCUAUAAAGGCAAGAGAUUCUGAUGCUGGUGAGAAUGGCAAAACAGAGUACAAAAUUAUCGAUGGAGACCCUCAUGGCGAUUUCAUCAUUCAUAGUAGUUCUGGAGUAUUUUCUCCCUCUCGACCUCUUGACAGGGAAAGAAUAUCUAGGUAUUCUUUGACUAUUAUGGCACGGGACCUUGGGAAGCCAGCCCUGAGUAGCACAGCCACUGUGACUGUGGUAGUCUUGGACAUUAAUGACAACUACCCCACCUUCACUGAUAGUUCCUUUAUAGUUGAUACCGAUGAAGAUGCCCAAGUUGGUACUCUUAUUCUUGAUGUAACUGCUUCAGAUGCUGAUUAUGGAGAUAAUGGGCGUUUGCUAUAUUUCUUGAGCAAAGAGUCACUGAGUAUGUUUAGCAUAAAUCAAGAAACUGGUAGGAUUACUACGGCUGCCCUGCUGGACAGAGAAAAGCGGGCAACAUAUCGGUUCCAAGUAGUGGCCAUUGACUGUUCCACUGUAAUACCAAAGAAUGCCACUAUUCCUAUCACAAUUAACAUAAGAGAUGUCAAUGAUAACUCACCAUUUUUCAUUCAGGACCCACUUAUAAUAAAUAUUUCUCAAGAUGCCUCCAUCAACAAUGUGAUAGCUACUAUGAGAGCUGAAGACAAAGACUUUGGGGCUAAUGCUUCAAUUUUCUAUCGCUUUACAACUUCAGUGUCAGGCUUUAGCAUCAAUUCAUUUUCUGGGGAAAUUAGGCUGUUAAAGACUCUUUCCAUGAUGUCUCAAAAAGAAAGAACCCUGUUUGUAAUUGCAACUGACCAAGGGACUCCAGCUCGUUCAUCUACAGGAGUGGUGGUGAUUUACAUUAAAGAGGACGAAUACAAAGGUGUGCGCUUUCCACGUAAUUUUAAGGAUGUCAGUUUGCAGGAAAAUGCAAAGAGAGGCACCACAGUUACAAGGAUACAGGCCCAUAAUUCUGAUGGUUCAAGUAAAGGGAUCCUGUACAGUAUUUUCAGUGGAAAUCUGCUCAAUUCAUUUAUUAUUCAGCCAAAUACAGGUGAGAUCAAGGUACAGAAUUCCAAUGGGCUGGACUUUGAACAGACACCCCGAUUACGACUUGUAGUGAAAGCAGAGUCAACUUCAUCUUUUUCCUUUAUGGCUCUAAAUUUGAACUUACAGGAUGUCAAUGACAAUUUACCACGAUUCCAGCUACAAAAUUACUUUGUUUACAUUAAAGAGGGACAUGAAUAUAACUUUCCUAUCAUUCAGGUUUUGGCAGAUGAUGUAGACCAGGGUCAGAAUGGUCAGGUAACUUACUCCAUUCAGUCAUCUUCAAUGAGUGGACUUUUCAGAAUUGAUCCAGUGACUGGAAGUAUAACAACAGCAGCAAUAAUGGACAGAGAAAUCUGGAUGAAAACUACACUGGUGGUAGCAGCAACAGACAAAGGAACCCCUCGGUUAGCAGGCACAGCUUCUCUUACAGUAAUUAUUAUGGACAUGGAUGACAACUCUCCAACAAUCCCACUAAUGAAAGAAGUUAGUGUACCUGAGAAUGCUUCAGUUGGCAUGGAAAUAACCCAAGUUACUGGAAAUGAUGUGGACACCGAACCAGCUCUUUCAUAUUCUCUGCUGUUUGAUGCCAACUCUAUGGAAAAAUUCUGUAUUAAUCAAUAUACAGGAACUAUUUCCUUGAUUGCUCCAUUGGACUUUGAAGAAAAACGCUCUUACACAUUUAAGGUUCAAACCAGCGAUUCCAAACAUAAAACAGAAGUCAAUUUGACCUUUGUUGUGGAGGAUGUGAAUGACAAUGCUCCAGUCUUCACACAAGAACUUUAUCAGGUUGACCUUCCUGAGCACUCUUUACCUGGUAGUCAAGUUGUGACCGUAACAGCUACUGAUCAAGACUCUGGAGAAAAUGGAAAAGUUACCUACAAGGUGGUUUCAUCCAACAAGGACAAGUUUUACAUUGACCCAAUGAAUGGGACCCUGUUUAUAAGUCAGAAGGCAGAAUUUGACCCAGAACAGCCAUCACUAAGGGUAGUAAUAGAAGCACAAGAUGGCGGGACACCAGCUCUUACUUCUAAUGCCAUAGUUUAUGUGCAGGUAUCUGAUCUCAAUGAUAAUGAGCCUCAUUUCCAGCAGUCUGAGUAUAAGGCCACCGUCUCUGAAGACCUUCUUCCUGGGUCCACUAUCUUAACUUUUGAAGCUAUAGACAAUGAUGUAUCAAGAGAUAAUUGUGGCUUUGACUUUGGAAUUGCUGUUGGAAAUCUUGGAAGUGCUUUUCAGAUUGAAAGUAGUGUUCGCUUUUUGGAAGGCCGAGGUUUUCAGACUAUUGGAACACUCAUUUUAGUAGAGCGUCUUGAUUUUGAAACUGUACCAUGGUACAAUCUAACCAUUGUGGCCUCAGACCAUGGGGUGCCCCAGAGAAGUUCCAGCGUGCCUGUUAUUAUUAAUGUAAUGGAUGUAAAUGACAACCCACCUGUCUUUGGUCACACAGAGUAUAGCAUAGUGCUCAGUGAAGGAGCAGCAGCUGGAACCGAGAUUUUGAGACUUUCUGCUUCAGACUUAGAUUCUACACCCAAUGCAGUGGUUCAAUAUGCUAUUCUUUCUGGAGAUGAAGAAAAGAUUUUUAGAGUUGACGAGUGGACAGGAUCACUAAAGCUUUUGAGCCCAUUGGACAGAGAAGUACGAGCUAAAUACAUGGUCAUUGUGAAAGCUUCUGACAAACAGGGUCAGUAUGACCUAGUAGCUGUUACUAUUGAAAUUAAGGACAUUAAUGAUAACAAACCCUAUUUUCCAUUAAGUACAUUAACAGCAAACAUUCAAGAAAAUCAGCCAACUAAUGCUUUGGUAACUGUCCUGCAUGCCAUUGAUGCUGACUCUGGUGACUAUGGGCAGUUAAGUUAUUACAUGAUUGACCAAAGUGGGGAAAGUAAAGCUGCUUUCACUCUGAACCUGACCACUGGAGAGGUGCGAUCUCGAAUGACAUUUGAUUUUGAGAAGAUCAGUUCUUUUCACUUUGUGGCCUUAGCAUUAGAUUCAGGAAACUAUUCAGCCACAAUGACCGUGCAAGUUCUUGUCAUAGGAGAAGACGAAUAUGACCCUGUUUUUAUCACACCAUUAUAUUCAUUUGAAGUUCCAGAGGGUUCUUUAAAAGGACAGAGCAUUGGGCAGGUGGUGGCCAGUGAUGAAGAUGGAGGUCCAGAUGGGAUUGUACUAUACACCUUUGCCAGCAGCUCCCUGUACUUUGGUGUUAAUGAAACUACAGGGAUCAUCUACUUGAAGAUGGACAGCCACAUUCAGUACAGCAGGGGAGGCCGUUCACGAAGGGAGACCCGACAGAUAACCUUGGAGGUUAAAGCUCAUAGUCCAUUGCCAUCAUCUCGUUCUGCAACAGCACUGGUCAAUGUUGAUGUCACACACACCUCUUUCGGAUUAACAAGUGAGGUCAACUUGUUAUUAAUAAGUGUCAUAGCAGCUUCUUUGGGAGUUAUUGUGAUCCUUCUGGGAAUUGCUAUGGUCUUAUUUGUCAUAAGAUCACGGCGGCUACACAAAGAUGAGAAUGCUAGAAUAAAUAGCCCUGCAAUCAUUAAUGUUGUACAAAAGGGGGAUGAAGAUAAGUUGUCAGGAGAUGAAAGGAUGUAUCAUCAAACUCUGCCAGGAUAUAGUGGUGAAAAAAUAUCAGGUAUGGGAGGUACAGGUGGAAUGUCAUACACAAGGGGAGGCUCACUGGACCCUUCACACUCAAGUGGUCGUGGAUCAGCAGAGGCAGAGGCUGCUGAAGAUGAUGAAAUACGUAUGAUCAAUGAGUACCCGAGAAUGUCAAGUAUAACUUCUUCAAUGCAGGAUCAUAUUUCUACACGAGGUCCUGAUUCAGGAAUCCAGCAAGAUGCAGACCAGCUUUCAGAUAUAUCAUGCGAUCCAGCAGUGGAUGCCGGACAGUGGUUCAAAGGAAAGAAAGGUGGAAGCAUUUGUGGGACAAUGUUGUCAGGACAGCAUCCUAUUUACAGAGAUGAAGCAGUAGGCUACUUGGGUGUUGGACGGGGGCUAAACAUUUCACAUUCAAAAGAUUAUGCAUUUCCAGAAGAUGGCAAACCCUUAGUAGAUGGUUCUCUCACUGCCAUAGUAGCUAGUGACGAAGAACUUAGAGGCAGCUACAACUGGGACUACUUAUUAAAUUGGUGUCCCCAGUUUCAACCUUUGGCAAAUGUUUUUACAGAGAUUGCCCGGCUAAAGGAUGAAAGUGCACCACCCAAUCUUCGACGACCCUUUCAGCCUAAAACAAAAAUUGACCCAAAACCAAGGAUUGAUCCACCUCCUCUUAUUACCUCUGUAGCCCACCCAGGGGCAAAAUCUGUGCCACCUAAACCAGCAACUGGUCAGACCUUUCCAAUUUUUUCUUCCCUCCGACGGUCUCCGAUCAAUCAUGAGGGCUCUAUCUCAUCAGCAGCCAUGUCCCCAAGUUUUUCUCCUUCACUUUCUCCAUUGGCUUCUCGUUCUCCAGCAGUCUCUCCUUUUGCUAUUACCCAGGGACCUUCUGCUUCCAUGAUCAGCCCAACAGAAAACACACUAGAUCAUUCAGAGGAAGCAGAGAUUAGAAUUUAAAUUGCCAAACCGUUAACUUUUCAUCUAGUCUUAACCCUGUACGAUAAAGCUAAUACCUCUAAGGAAUUGAUUUUAUCAAGUUAUCGGUUAGUGCAGUGUGACCAUGAAAGGAGAAUAUUUUCAGACUGAUACUUCAGGAUUUGAAUUCAUAAUAAAGACUAUUUUCAGACUGAUACUUCAGGAUUUGAAUUCAUAGUAAACCAUUUAGGAAAUUUAACUGACUAAAAAAGGAGCAGCAAAAACUACCCAUUUUCAUUUCCUUAACAAACUAUUUAAUUUUUGUUGCCGAUAAUGGACGGUGGAGAAGUAAAAGUUUUUUACUCUUAUCAUUUUACCUAAUAAUGUAUGUCUAAAACCCUAAUCAAUUGUAUGUAUUUUCAAUUGCAUAGUUAUUCACCAAACCAAAAAGCGUACUUGUCAGCUAUUGGUAAAAACAAGUAUCCACUAUGACAUCCAUGAGUAUAAACAGUGAGUAAUGGUUAUCUCAUUCAAAUUUAAAUUUGUUUUGAAAAAUUCAUAAUAUUCAAGUGUCAUGGACCUUUAAAGUGCAAAUGUUUUUCAUAUCAAUAAAAUAAUGCUUUUGAACUCUAAUUUAAAACAAUAUGCUAGUGUUCUUUACAGAGUAUUCACUUUUGACUGGGAUUUUCUGCAUUUUGGCAGUAAUUUGCAUAUUUGUGGUUUUGAUGUAUUUCAACUAAAUCUGCCAGAUCAGUAUCUGUGCCUACAUGACAGUGUCAAUUAUAGUUUGUGUUGUCUUCACUGGCUGGCCAGGGGGCAGAGAGUUUGUUCUUUAAAUAACAUGGUGAUAAAUAAUAGAGGACCAUUAGUAAUGUUAUAUAUUGGAAACUAAAUAAGGCAUCUACAUUUUUUGUAAUUUUUUUUUCAGUGUUUCUUUUCGUGGUGUGUUUACAUAAGCUGUUAUACAGUAUUUUUCUGUGUAAAGGUGUAAAUACCAAUUUAAAAUUUCUUUGUUAGAAAGUAAAGAAAACAGUCAUGUUCACUUUUAGUGAUACCAUAUCAAAAAUUGUUAACUGGCAUGGUCAUGUACAGCAGGUAUGUACGGUAUAUAACUCACUUGGCCACCACAAGGCCAUUGUUUCAGACCAGAAAUUAGAAGAAAGUCUUCAAGCGAAAGGACUUACUGUAAGUCCAGAAGCUUCAAAGAAAACUCUUUGAUCGAUCAGAACACCAUUCUGACACAGAAGACAGCUAUGUCCUUAGACAACUGUAGUUCUUAACCAGCCUUCAGUAUUAUACAAGUGGCCCGUGGACGCAGGUUCUAGUUCUGCAUUACUCUGCAUAUCACACUGGGUGAGACCCUGCUGCAGUCUCACAAUGAGUACAGAGGAAUGUGCCUUAUGUAAAGAACUUAACACACCAUUUUUAAUUGUUGGGCAUGUGAAAUCUGUAAGGUGCCAGUAGUUGAUAGAUCCAGAUGUUCUACAUCUCUAGGUGUUCCUCAUAUAGAUAUAGACAUACACGUAAAUACGCACAUGACCUUGUGUGGUUAAAAAAAAAAUCUGGUUAUCAUUGUUUUUCAUGUGUGCAACUGUAAUGCUAUGUGGUACAUGUUUUGUUUGAUGUGGUGGAUAUAUUAUUAUAUUAUAAUAUUUUACAUGUAUAAAUUAUUUUACAGAGGGAACAUAGCAGAGAGAGAUCAUUAAUGGAUCUAUGUAAACUGAUCCUGACAAUACAGACCUGUCAUCAUUCUUGACCAUUCUUAAUUUAAAGAUAUCUGUCUUUUAAAUUUUGUUUUAUUUGUUUUUUUUAUAUUAUUUCAUGUUUCACUUAAAAUUAUUCAUUAUUGUAUUAGUUUAUUUCUGAAGUGUAUUUAUGUGUGAUUUGAUUCUCCAUUUUCUUAUCAGAUUCCCUAUUCAGGCCUUUUCUGUUACAGGCAGAUAUACUUUUAUUAUCAAAUCUUUAAAAAAUCACUUUAUUUAAAGGCCUAAAAAUUAUGUUAAAACCUCCUUCGAGGUAUUAGUUUUAUCAUAAUUAUGAUUUCAUCCUUUUAAUCAGAAUAGUAAUAUACUUUAAGUUGUUGUCACUUUAGUCAUAAUAUUUUGGGAUUAUUCUGAAAUAUGAAGCAAGGGUGACAGUUUAAAAUCAAAUAUAACAGGAAAGUGACCAGUAAUUGAAAAAUGCCUUUAUAAGAAAUAAGUUGUUACUUGAAACAGACUCUUAAAAAGCAUGCAAUAUGCAGGUGGCCAUUCCACAAAGUGCCCACAGUUAGUCAACUCCAUCUUCAUUUUGCUUCCUUUUUUAUUUAUUUCUAGCUCUGUUUUAACAGAAUUACUGGCCUGAUGAAGGUUGUUCAGGUUAGUCUUAGAGACUGUAUGUGUGGUUAAGCUUUUGUCCAUGGUAUGUCUGGUUCUCCAUUUUCUUUUUGCCUUGUUUUGCUUUGCCAGUGUGAGUAAUAAGAAGUGAGACUGGAGAUUUGUGUAACAGGAAUCUCUUAUAUCCUGGAUUGUGUUUAAGUAAAACUAAAGUUCAUACUUUCAUCGGUGCCUAGUUAAAAUACAUUACAGUCAAAAAAAAAAAACCUAGUGCAUAGCAAGAGUAACCCUAGUGCCAGUCAACACUAAGCUUUAAGAAUGCAAUAAAGAAAGCAAUAUGUUUUGAUAUCAGCAUUUUAUAAAUCAGUGUAAAAAAGUGCAUGUGCACAUGACUGGCAUUUUCAUAGGAUACCAUGUGUUAGUACAGAAUAAAUUACUUUUUUUAUUAUUUUUAUUAAAAAAUUAAAUUCAAAUGCAUUUGAAUUUGCUUUUACCUUAUGCUAGAAAUAACUUGUCCAUGUUUAAAUAUUUUUCUGUUCAAUUUGUUUUGUUUUGUUUUUUUUUUUACUUCAGGAUUUAUAUUAUGAAAGAGGGGUUUAUUUUUUCCUAGUGAUAAGCAUACUGUUUUCCUUUCUGAUGUCUGCUUUUAUGUAAAUACAUUGCCAUCUCUCUUCUGUAUUUUUGCUUUUACCUGUAUAUUUUGUACUGCAGAGCUCUCUGUGGCAAUUACAAUGCAACAAGCUGAAUAUUAAAGACAAACUGAACAGUU
Messenger RNA from Erpetoichthys calabaricus (reedfish), 12921 nucleotides. Its product is annotated as protocadherin-16. Gene Ontology annotation, molecular function: calcium ion binding. The record is from RefSeq and is a predicted model, not a curated record. The transcript is spliced from 20 exons. Gene Ontology annotation, biological process: homophilic cell-cell adhesion. NCBI's taxonomy places the organism in Eukaryota, Metazoa, Chordata, Cladistia, Polypteriformes, Polypteridae. The coding region runs from base 13 to 9879 and encodes 3288 amino acids. Gene Ontology annotation, cellular component: plasma membrane.